AUGACGUCUACUACAUUGAUGACGUUUUUACUAUGCACGGGUCCCCACGUCCGCUCGGUGAAAUUGCUGGGCUCCUGGGAUAACUUUUCGAAACCGUACGUCAUGGAAAGGGAUAAGCGUAUGGGUGCUGGACAUUGGCGCGGAUGUCAUACAUUCACAAACAUAACCUACGACGGGUCGUUAAAUAACUCGGCUCCGGUUCGCUCUGGUGGCCUGAAGAUGGGCUGCACCUAUUGGUACUAUUAUUUGCUGGAUGACGACGUCGAACACUACAACAACGCGGAACCAAUGACAACACACUGUCCAUUUCUACCUGGCCAACCUGUCAACGUUGUUCAAAUACCAAUUGUUCUUCCCGAUACGACUGGCACCCUCACAUCGAGGAGCCCAAACGCUCAAAGGCCACAGCAGACUAUGAAUCCCGAAGAUAAAUAUAUGAACCCCCGGGAGCCUCCAAAGCCCAAGGCUCGUCUCCGCACCUCCCCACAGCAGACACCAACAUCGAAUUUGUCUCUUAGUACCUCUCCACGAGGAGCGAUCAACAGGGGCUCAUCUCAACCCGCCCACGAUGGCUCAAAAAUUCAGCACCCCCGCAAUGAGGAAAAGACUGCUCGUUCCGUCUCACCACCGAGGUCAAGGGGUCUACGAGCUGCCUUCCACCAAUUAAAUGGCUCAACGUCUCGUCUUUCGCCAAUGGUUGAUCAUGAUAGAGGUAUAACGUUUCCAGCCAUUAUACCCAACACCUUGGCCCCCCCGCAUGACAAUCGUAUUCAUGCUCGAAGCCAGUCGAAUGACAGCUAUAUGCGUUCUCCGUCUAUAGGCAAUUUGGCGGAGUGCCGCGGUGGAGACAAUCUUCCAUUCCGACGUCCUGUGUCUGCGCGGGCCCAUGACUCCGCGUCAAUGACUAUUCAAGAACGACGCGCUUUGAAUACCAAAGCUCCAGCUGAUUCUACGCCAAAGAACCCUCUAACUCUACGGCCAAAGCAGCAAUGGGUUGGUUCGGGCAAUCUCCGUAGUCAUUUCAUGCGACGCCCUGCUUCUACUCCUUCUACUCCGUCCAUGCUUAGAAGGCCGUCCGAUCCGGCAACGAGCCCUCCCGAAAGCAUGCCUCUAACUCCAGAGACUGUCAUGAACAAAAGACUUCCCACUCUCCCAAACUCUCCUUCCUCGGUCAUGGAUGAGGCACUGCGCGAUCUCGACGAGAAGGAAAAGGCAUUGGACAUGGAGGCUCUGGCGAGUCAUUUCUCCGACUGCACUGAAACCAGUUCCACCGACGGGGGCGAUCUAUGCGAAAAGAGCCGUUUCUCCGAGUGGAGCACCGAUACUGAUACGGUGUCUCCAGAGUCUAUGAUAUCCUCUUCUACCUUCAACGAGAAACAAACUUCCCCCAAAAUCCCAACAGUGGAAAUACCAAAAAGCUCUAAUGGUCCCGAUGAUGGCGAGCGCAGCAAUCUAAACACGCCACAUCUGACCGCAGGCUCAAAUCCGUCUCCUGCUCUCUCGGAGGACACUCCGCCCAUGGAUUUGCCUCCCCCUCGUCUAACCGUUGCCUUAUCCCCAUCUGAGCUGAACAUCCCUGGUCUCCACAUCAACGAAGAAGAGGAGCUGCUAGAAAGCAACCCCAAGCGCCACGCGGCUCUGUUUCAAGCCAUGGAACUGAAAGGACUUGGCUUAUCGAGCCCUCCCACAGAAAAGGAUCGAUUUUCUGAAAGCAUCGAUAAUGCCAUGUCUAGAGACAAGAAUGUUACGCCUACGAAUGAUCCAGCUCGUUACAGCAAGAUCUUGCCCCAUUCUGCGACGAUGAAGGAGAUGAUGGAUGAACUGAGUUACUUGAAAAACAUGAUCCAAUCUGGAGGUGCUCCGGAUUUGUAA
This is a messenger RNA of Aspergillus puulaauensis, 1872 nucleotides long. RefSeq lists its product as uncharacterized. The record is from RefSeq and is a predicted model, not a curated record. Bases 1 to 1872 code for a protein of 623 amino acids. NCBI's taxonomy places the organism in Eukaryota, Fungi, Ascomycota, Eurotiomycetes, Eurotiales, Aspergillaceae. The transcript has 3 exons.